Drosophila willistoni is the source of this 1330-nucleotide messenger RNA. Its product is annotated as zinc finger protein ZFAT-like. Gene Ontology annotation, cellular component: nucleus. The coding region runs from base 94 to 1119 and encodes 341 amino acids. The transcript has 2 exons. NCBI's taxonomy places the organism in Eukaryota, Metazoa, Arthropoda, Insecta, Diptera, Drosophilidae. The record is from RefSeq and is a predicted model, not a curated record. Gene Ontology annotation, biological process: regulation of gene expression.
GAGGUCUAUAAAAAUACCUAACAAACUAAAUGGCAGAGCAAUAACAUUUGAGAUUAACAAUAUUUAUUAUUAUUUAAACGAAUACGAAAGAAAAUGCUCAGAUGUCCAGUGGAGGGAUGUAACUUUUCCACUCAAUAUAAAUUGCAACUACAGCUCCAUGAGAUCGUACACCAAAACACCGAUUUUAAAUAUUAUACGUGCAGGCUGUGCGAAUACAGCAGCCCUAAAAAACAUAAUGUUCAAAGGCAUAUGGCCGUGAGACACUAUGGUGGCGAACAAGUGCAGCUACACCCAUUUAUGGAUCCGCAAGCCCAUCCCCCAGAAGAGGAACAUCGGGAACAGAGAAUAAUCUUCGAGGAACAAUUUCAAUGCAGUUUUUGUCAUUACAGAAGCACCAGAAAGUUGAAUGUAAUAAAUCAUCAGAUCUUAAGACACAAUAGCAACGACGAUGCAACUAACCCGGAGCAUCAGGAAGUAUCAGUACCAAAAUCAAGACCAGUUGAUUCAGAGCUAGAAAUAAUGGUUGUAAAUAGUUAUCAAUGCAGCCGUUGUGAUUAUACAAGUUCCAAGAGACAAAAUGUAAGAAGGCAUAUAAACAGAAGACACAAUAACGUUGGAGUUGUGCUCACAGAGUCAUCAAAUGACCUGCUAAGGCCAUAUAGUGGGAUGCUAAAUUCAUAUUGUCGCAGAUCUGAGCCAAGCCCAGAGACAUCGGAUAAAAUAAUCUUUGAGGAACGCUUUCAGUGUAGCGUCUGUGACUAUAGGAGCACCAACAAGGAAGAUGUUUUGCGGCAUCAGUCUUUGAGACACGAUAUAAAUGAUGAAGUUCCCGAUGACUUCCACUGCAACAUGUGCGAUUAUUUCUCCAACAAGAAGCAUAAUCUAUUAAGGCACAAGUCUGCGAGACACCGUCGCAUAGCCGAUGCCAAGAAGGAAGAGUCAGGAUUCAAGGAGGAAGAUUCAGGAAUCCAGGAAGAAGAAUCAGACUCAAGAGGGUUCGAGGAUGAACCUGCAAAGCGUCUCUUACUUGCAGAAUGUGGUCUUAUAUGGAACUCUGAAACCUCGUCCAAGAAAGAUGAGUGUUCGUCUAGCGAUCGGGACACGCCGAUAAGUAGUUAACUAAGAAUACCAAUUGUUUUCAUAAUUAUUUAAUGUACAGCGUAGGUCCAACGAGGCGAAUAUGCAAAUAUGGACCAAUAACGAUGGGAAAUAUUUUUCUAAAAAAAAAACGAGAUAUAAAUCAAAAGUGAUUUUGAAUUACGUCUCUUAUAUGAUUAAAAACCAAAAUGUGAAUAAUAAAUUGGGAAUUUCUCCCAUUUAAGAACUACAA